Molecule: messenger RNA, 969 nt
Organism: Gambusia affinis (western mosquitofish)
Lineage: Eukaryota; Metazoa; Chordata; Actinopteri; Cyprinodontiformes; Poeciliidae
Product: SUN domain-containing protein 2-like
Exons: 8
Coding region: 1-969 (322 amino acids)
Biological process (GO): nuclear envelope organization
Cellular component (GO): nuclear envelope; meiotic nuclear membrane microtubule tethering complex
Molecular function (GO): protein-membrane adaptor activity
Source: RefSeq, a predicted model, not a curated record
AUGCUAAGAAGAAGUGAACGCUUGAUAGAAAAUGGUUACUAUGACAUGUACGGGCAGCCAACUAUCUCAUACAGAGAAACGCCAAUCAGAAGGAGGCGCCAAAGACGUCCCCCUGUAAACCGCCCUGCAAAUUGGGAGGAACCAUUUAGAGAGAGGUUUCACAGUCGUGAGGAGCAAGAUAUAACGGACCAAGAAAACCAGAUGAUAGACAGUCUAAUACAAGAUUGUUAUAAUGUCUUUCACUUUGUCUUUGGCCUCUCCGUUGCUUUUGCUUGUAUUAUUUAUUUAUUUAUUUGGAUUAUUUCCCUGCACUCGCGACAUUCAGAGUUAUCUGUCAAACCAACUCUAACAGAUGUGGUUACAAUCUCUGGAAGUAAGUAUCAGGGACCUCUCUCCAGGCUGCAGUUGUUGGAGACAAAGCUUGAGCACCUUCUACCACAAGCAGAUCUAUGGCCCAACUUUGCUCUGGAGUCUGAAGGAGCAAUGAUUUUACACAAGACGACCUCAGAAACGUAUCAGAGUCAUAAAGUGUGUAGAUUGCUUGGGGCAUCUUUAAGGGUACCACCUAGAGGCCCAAACAUUGUUAUUAAGGGAAGAAAUCGUCUGAAUCCAGGUGAAUGCUGGGCCUUUGCAGAUUUCCCGGGACGUUUAUCCAUCGCACUGACCCACAAAGCCACCGUCACUCAUGUGUCCCUGGGUCAUAUUCCCAAGAUUGUUUCCCCAACUUCCUCAAUCUCUAGUGCUCCUAAAGAAUUUUCUGUCUAUGGAAAGAAGAAUUUAGAAGAUGAGGAAACUUAUUUGGGAACUUUCCUAUAUGAUGAAGCUGGAGACCGAAUACAGACCUUCAAACUUCCCGCAGAUAAAGUUGGUUCAUUCAGCUUCAUAAAAUUACAAGUUAACACCAACUGGGGGAAUCCGGAUUAUACAUGCCUGUAUAACUUUAGAGUGCAUGGGGAACCGGCUGUUUGA